AUGGUCAAAUUUUGGCAUCAGGAUAUUUACUCGACCCCCCAAGAUGCUGUCACAAGUCUUCGAUCUGGCCUUAGGCGUUCCAACCACGGGCUACUACUCAGCAUUUCUGGGUAUAAGGCGAAACUCCAUGUUCUCUUGGAGCACGUUCUCGACACUGUGGGUCAUAGAGAGUGUUUCAAGACGAGAUUUGACGUGAUCAAAGAGAACCUAACCCUAGAGUACCAAAAUGGCGAGCUGGACGAGCCCCAUGAGCAGGUUGGGUACCUUACGGGGUGCCUAAAUUCCGGGCCCCGGCACGCCGUUGAAACGCUUCGGGCGAGUGUGUGGAGCGUUAUCAUCGACGACGUUCGCCAUUUCCGGAAGAAGUUUCUGGCGCCAAUGCAUCUUGAGAUCUACGCACAUGGCGAUCUGCAGAUAUGUGAGGCUGAUCGCCUGGCAGACCUGGUUGCGGCGACUUUGAGGCCGCUGAAAUCACUCGAAACACAGCAGCCUGUCUCUCAAUCCCUGAUCAUACCUAAGGGAUCGGAAUUCCUUUAUGAGAAGACGCUGAAGGACCCGGACAAUGUCAGCCACUGUAUCGAAAUGUUCAUAUACGUUGGUGAUAACAGCAACCGAUCGAAGAGGGCCAAGGCGAUGCUCUUACCUCAGAUGGUACGAGGACCCGCGUUCGACCGGCUACGAACCAAGGAGCAGUUGGGAUAUGUGGUCGACAGCGACUUCCGAAGUUUCUUUUCUACCUGCGGUAUAAGCUUCAAGAUUCAGAGCCAGCAGAGAGCGGCCUACCUCGAGUCAAAAAUCGAAGAAUUCUUACGCUUCUUCUUUGAUGACCUGGAAGGCAUAUCCAAGACCGACUUCCACAAACACCAGCGAAGUUUGAUUCUUAGAUGCCUUCAAAAGCCUAGGAAUCUCGCACAAGAGAGCGAGUGGAUCUGGGGACAGAUCGAAAGCAAAUAUUAUGAUUCUGAAGGCCGUGAGUUUACUUCUUCACGUCACGCCUGA
This is a messenger RNA of Colletotrichum abscissum, 999 nucleotides long. Its product is annotated as peptidase M16 inactive domain-containing protein. NCBI's taxonomy places the organism in Eukaryota, Fungi, Ascomycota, Sordariomycetes, Glomerellales, Glomerellaceae. The record is from RefSeq and is a predicted model, not a curated record. The transcript is spliced from 2 exons. Gene Ontology annotation, biological process: peptide catabolic process. Gene Ontology annotation, cellular component: mitochondrion; cytosol. Bases 1 to 999 code for a protein of 332 amino acids. Gene Ontology annotation, molecular function: metalloendopeptidase activity; metal ion binding.